This is a messenger RNA of Colletotrichum abscissum, 90 nucleotides long. RefSeq lists its product as uncharacterized. The record is from RefSeq and is a predicted model, not a curated record. Bases 1 to 90 code for a protein of 29 amino acids. The transcript has a single exon. NCBI's taxonomy places the organism in Eukaryota, Fungi, Ascomycota, Sordariomycetes, Glomerellales, Glomerellaceae.
AUGAUACCUUCUUCUGCGCAUCCUCUAGUUUCAAUGCAUUCCCGGGUAUACCACUCCAUGCUAGUAGAGACUUGCAGAAUUGGAAGCUAG